GACACCACAACCAUGAAGGCUACUCUGGCUGUUUUGGGACUCGCACUGUUCGCUGUCCUUGCGGAAUGCAAGCGCGCGGAAGAGCCCGCACAAAAUCUGUUGAGGAAACAAAUUCUGGAAAAACUUGCUGCACGAGGUAAACUUGGCGAACAAAACUUCGGAUCCGAGAAAUCUGAGGUUUCCGAAGAGGAUCCGGAAGAACCGCGGUGGCCCUACGGCUGGAUGGAAUUUGCCGCCCUGUACGCCAAGUGUGAGAGUGGUUCAAUACUGAUUGGGGAGUGGGGAGAGUACACCAACACGGCACUCGAAUCGGUCGGCAUUGACGGCAAAGACUCGGUUUUGGCGUAUGCUUGCCCCGGAGUUAUGGAGACUGGUAAAAUUUUGAUGGAAGCCGAUGACGAGGGAAGGAAGGCCGCCGAACCAUUUCUCGCUAUGGGAUUACCUGUCACGCAGUGCGUGAACCUGAUCGCCGAAACGGAAAAUCUGGCUUUCCUCAUGUUACUGACUGACAAGGAUAUAGAGGAGAGUGAGUUCCUGAAGGAGACGGACGUGCUGUUCAAUCUGUGUUACGAGGUGUUUAAUAAUGUGAAUGAACAGCUAGAAGAGGAGGAGGACGAGGCAGUAUCAGUCGUUGAGGCAGCAGCGGCAAAGAGGAGCCUCAAGCAGCUACUCGCGCACGUUAGGAAAUAGACUGGAAAUCCGACUACGCUACCCCUACGACGACAACGGCAAUUCGAAAAGUGAAGUUAGGAAAAAGAACAUGUUAAUGAUAUAAUCCAUCUUCAACGAACAUCUUGUACACAAACUUUGUGUCUGGUGUUGUUUUUAAUAAAUACAAUUGCAUUUGUGUUCACGUUUGUGUUU
This is a messenger RNA of Dreissena polymorpha, 864 nucleotides long. RefSeq lists its product as uncharacterized. The transcript has 8 exons. Bases 13 to 690 code for a protein of 225 amino acids. NCBI's taxonomy places the organism in Eukaryota, Metazoa, Mollusca, Bivalvia, Myida, Dreissenidae. The record is from RefSeq and is a predicted model, not a curated record.